AUGAAGGCGGAUUUAUGUAUUCACUUGAAUCGAAUGGUCUUCAACGAACACCCGGCCUUUCGCCUCGCAAGCGACGGCUGUCUGCGUUCACUGGCUGUCAACUUCAACACUCUGCACACGGCUCCAGGGGACCUGAUUUUCCACCAGGGAGAGAGCAUAGAUCAGCUCUGUUUUGUCGUCACUGGUUCGCUUGAAGUAAUCCAGGAUGACGAAAUAGUCGCGAUUCUGGGGCGUGGUGACGUCUUUGGUGAACCAUUCUGGAAGGAUCCUGGCAGAAUGAGUCAUUCCUCGGCAACUGUUCGAGCCCUCACAUAUUGUGAUCUUCAUUACAUCAAAAAAGAUCGUCUCCUGCAUGUUCUCGACUUUUACACGGCCUUCGCAAAUAGCUUCGCCCGAAAUUUGGUUCUCUCGUACGAUCUAAAAACCCGACUGAUAUUCCGGAAAUUGGAGGACGUUCGAAGGGAACGGGAACUAGCAGAACAUAGGACAAAUGAAAACUACCUCUCCGAAUUAACUGCAGACCAUCCAGUCAGGCGCAUGAUCCACCGUUUUCGUAAAAUUGGCACCGCCAGUUCUAACGCAGCAAGUGUUGCAGCGGCAAGCUCAAAUGCGUCCGGUGAAGGAGGUGGUGACGCAGAAGAAGGUGGCACAUCCACUGGCCUGCUUUCCAGUGUAGUAGUUGCACCACAAAAGAGAAAGUCGGUUGGAGGUCUUGAGCCAGCUGGAAAAGAAAGCGAGCCCCCACAAACGAGACCAGCUAGUAAAUGGGCUCGACUAAUGGCUGGAAAUAGUGGAGAGGGAGCAGGUGGUUCAAGGAAAGGUGGGACAGCCAAAGAAACCACGGCAGAGAAUCUGACUCAAGUUAGCCAGCCAACUGGAGGUUUUAAGCAAACACAAUCGUCAAUGAGCCUCCGAGUGAAACCUCCUUCACAGCCCGAGACAAUUGAAGAAGAACCUGAGACAAAAGCUGCUUCGCCAGAAACAGUUUCGUUGGAGAUAGAAAAGAAAAUCCAAGCUGUAUUGGACGCAAUUACAACAAUGCAAACAUCUUUAAUGAAUGAGAUAACGGCUGUUAAUAAGCGGAUUGAUAUGAUUGAUGACCAUUUGCUGAAGCUCUACGAAAUAGUUGACAAAGUCACAGAAGAUCAGAAGUCAAGAGCACGACAGCCAAGUGAAUCUGACGGUACUGAAUCGGUGUCCAGCAUUCUACGCCUAUUCCGCAAAAGCAGUUCACCAACUAAGGAGCGGACGGCGCGCAAAUCGUAUUCCUCUUUUGUUGAAAUGCAUCAUCUGCCCUCGUCAUAUGUCAGGCGAUCUGGUGUAUCACUGGGAAUUUCUAAAAAAGGCAGGGGAGUAAAGUCAUCGAGAGUCGGCCCGAUGCUCACAGAAACGGAGCUUGUUCAAACCCGCAUGGAUGAUCCCCUAGUAUUCCAUGACAGGUGCACGGAUGAAAGGACGUCAGCAUUUCUCCGAACACCAAAAACCAAUCACGCGACAAGGCGGUCCCCUUCUUAUGGAGCAGGACAUCUUCGGAGUCGAUCGCCAGCCCCUUCCAGGGGCUACGAAGCUCUGAUUGGUUCUGGAGAUGGGCUUUCUUCGCUAAGUACCCUUGGUGGUGACGACGUGGACGAAGACAUGUCUUUUCGGGCGCGGGGACAACCACCGGUAUUUUCAAGACGUGUAAACGGUAGCAACUCUCUGCACACACAGGACUCCUCCACACGAAACAGUGACCCAAAGUGGGACACUGUGGUGAGGAGCUCUUCAAGCAGAGAUGCUGGCACAGAAUAUGGGAAGGUUUCGUUGCUCUAA
Messenger RNA from Mesocestoides corti, 1812 nucleotides. Lineage: Eukaryota; Metazoa; Platyhelminthes; Cestoda; Cyclophyllidea; Mesocestoididae. The record is from the annotation of a GenBank genome assembly.